Messenger RNA from Cryptotermes secundus, 2337 nucleotides. RefSeq names its product serine-arginine protein 55 (gene B52). Gene Ontology annotation, biological process: alternative mRNA splicing, via spliceosome; mRNA splice site recognition. The record is from RefSeq and is a predicted model, not a curated record. The transcript has 12 exons. Gene Ontology annotation, cellular component: nucleus; cytoplasm; ribonucleoprotein complex. Gene Ontology annotation, molecular function: mRNA binding. The coding region runs from base 145 to 1272 and encodes 375 amino acids. Lineage: Eukaryota; Metazoa; Arthropoda; Insecta; Blattodea; Kalotermitidae.
UCGUCUUGUAGACCCCGAAGAGAAUAAUCUGGUUCUUGGCGUCCUGUUUUCUGGAGUGUGUAGGUUUGUGCUGUUGGAUGUCGUUAUUCUUAUGAAUGUGAAGACUGAAGAAGCUUAGUUAUUGCAGGAAUAAUAUUUUGAAGCAUGGUAGGGACAAGGGUGUAUGUCGGAGGCCUUCCAUAUGGAGUGAGAGAGAAAGACCUAGAACGAUUUUUCAAAGGCUAUGGCCGCAUUCGUGAUGUUCUCAUCAAGAACGGUUAUGGUUUUUGUGAAUUUGAUGACUACAGGGAUGCAGAUGAUGCUGUUUAUGAAUUAAAUGGAAAAGAGCUCUUAGGAGAAAGAGUCUCUGUAGAGAAAGCUCGCGGAACGCCGCGUGGCAGCGACAUGUGGAGAGGUCGCAGCAGAGAUCGCGGGCCUCCCCCGCGGAGGCGAAGCCGGGGUCGGGCUCUGGACAAGGAUAUGGAUGUCCGUAUUCACGACAGGUAUGGACCACCCACCAGAACUGAAUAUAGGCUUGUUGUGGAGAAUCUAUCUAGCCGCGUCAGUUGGCAGGACCUGAAAGAUUACAUGAGACAAGCUGGAGAAGUUACAUAUGCUGAUGCACACAAACAGCGCCGAAAUGAAGGGGUUGUUGAAUUUGCCACACAUUCAGACAUGAGGAAUGCCAUUGAUAAACUUGAUGAUACUGAACUGAAUGGGCGAAGAAUUCGGUUGGUUGAGGAUACACGUCGCAGUGGUGGUAGGCGACGUUCUCGGUCCUCCAGUUCAAGGUCCCGCUCACGCUCCAGAUCAAGAUCUCGGCGCAGAAGUCGAACACGAUCCAGGUCCCGUAGUCGACGUAGUAGUCGCAGUAGGAGCAGGAGCCACCGCAGUAGUCGGUCAAAGUCUCGUGGUGGUUCCAAGUCCAAAUCAGCUUCGCGCUCCAAAUCACGAUCACGUUCCAAGUCAAAAUCAAAAACGGGUACUUCGGUCGAGAAACUUGAGUACCAACAAUCGCCUUCCAACAGUGCGCAAGCACAACAGCUAUCACCCAGAUCUCGUGAACGCUCCAAGUCUAAAUCCAGAUCCCAGUCACGUUCAAGGUCCAGAUCUGAACCCAAGAACAACAGAUCUAAGUCCAGAUCCCAAUCUAAGUCCAAGGCAAAAUCGCGAUCCAAGGAUAGAUCUCGCUCAAGGUCUGCUAGCAAGGGUCAAAGCAAGUCCAAGUCCAGGAGCCGUUCCCCAGAGAAGGAUGGUGGUGAUAAGUCACCUGAUGACAAGAAACAUGACUGAAUUAUGUUGUAUAUAUGUCUUGUGUAUAUUAGGGUUACUGUGGAAGUUGCCACAACAAGCUACAAUCUUUCUUUUGUCCCUAGUUAUGUAGGAUCAUAUAUACAGCAUGUCAUUUCGUGACAUUUUUACCUUGUACCCCUCCCCUUUGAUAUUUGUUUAAAAUUGUUUUCAUAAUUGUCAUCCCAUAUCGACUUAAGGAUUUAUUGUUGGAGCAAGAGGCUGGUUGAUUGGGUCCAUUUACAAGGAUGUGUGUGGUGGUUUUGGGAAUCCUUAGGUUCCAUGAUAAUGUACAGAGAAUGUGUAAUGUAAUAAGUAUUACUUGAAUGUGGUGUAUCUUUAGUUGCAAAUUGCCCAUCCUGCACUUGCUAAUGAUAAAUAGUGUUAAGUUCAGUUUUUCCUGUCUUGGUACAUAUUCUGAAGGGCAAAGAGACCCUGUAUAUGCUAUAAUAGUACCUGUAAUACAUUACAAGGUGAGUGUAGCUAUGAAUACUUUUUUAAUAACAUGAAUUUGUAUUUGUUUCAUUAGUUCAGUCUUGACGUUGCAGCAAUUAAAUGGCUUAGUUUGCAUAGUUACCUUUAAUAAUAAUAAUAAUGUACUGCUCCCCUUCACAUCAAUAAUGAUACUGUUAAUAUAUUCCCAUCGUUGAAGUGUACGGUAGUGUGCUGUGUACUUCUCUGCCAUAAAAUAUUACAGUAGGAGCUGAGAUAGGUCAGAAUAGUGAUGGCAGGCUGGACAGGCAGUGUUAAGAUUCCCGGCAGGGUCAAGAAAUGUGUACUCCAGUGUCCACACUGGGUCUGGGGCCCACCCACCUCCUGUCCAGUGGAUACUGGGGGGUCUCCUUGUGGCAUUAAGUUGACCACUCACCUCCAUCCAGUGCCAAGAUUGGCGUGGCGCUGAAUUCAUGUGCAGAAAUAACUCUUACCCCUCCUCCCAUUUUUUUCUACAGUGGAACUCCCAUUUAAUGAUAGUCUAUAAGAUAUUCCUUUUAAUGUUCAAUUUGGCUGAUCUAUAGGCCAAUAAUUUCAUUGUUCAGUUGCUUCCAAGAGCUUUCUCAUUUUGUUCAA